GCAGCUGCUCUUUGCUCCCCGGGGCCUCUUGCAGGACACGCACUUUUGCACAUGUCCUGCAGCUCCUCGCACUCCACAGCCUUUCCAGGGUCUCCUGACCCACCUCGCUCCCUCUAUUCCCAAACUUAACAUUUCCAGUGGAAUUAGCAAAUCAAUUGCAACUUUAACAAUUGGAAACACCCACCCAGGGCUGUUCUACACUUUAUUCUAUUUGGUGUUUGGCUUUCAGCCUUUCUCCGCCUCUUAUGUAUCAGGAAGGAUGUGAGGUCAGGUUUCGUCCCUGCUGCUGAACCACCCAUCCCCUGCAUUUCCCUCAGCCCUCGGAGGAGCGAGCAGCCCGGCUCUGUCAGCGGCACCAUCCCAUAGAAAACCAUGCUACAACCCACCUCUCUCAUCGGUGCUGGAGCUGCAAGCACUGCAAGUGUUGCAGGUGCCAGCCUGGUGUUGCACAACACUAGGGAGUAUGUGGCGCUCAAGUUUCUGUUCACCAAGAGCAUCCCUGGUCACGGGGACAUCUUCGAGGAGGUGUCAGAAAGUGAGUUGCAACCUGGGGACAUCUUGCUCUUCCCCAUGGACAGAAGCAAUGACAUCGUCAGCAGGAUCCUCUUCAAACAUGCAGCCGUCUACUGUGGGGAUGGAGAGGUCAUACACUUCCAGGGUGCCGGCACUCCAAACAGCACUGCUUUGAUCAGCAGUCAGACGACUCCCGGUCUGAUCAGCAAACAAGGCUACACAGCCCUGAAAAAGGACAGGGGGAACUGUCAGAUUUACCGGAAAAAAGGUGGUGUUGAUCUCAGAGCUUUCAGGAGCAGACUCAGGAAGGCAAUGAACAGCGAAGCCGAGUAUUCCCUCUAUAAAAACAACUGCAUCCACUUCGCCCUCUCCCUCCUGGGCUUGGAGAAGUUCUACUCACAACUGGUGCAAAUCCAAGAUGAAGGUGGCAGCAGCUGUAGUGGUAGGGCUGUGAGUAUCCUCAUGUCAGCCCCCCUGGCAGGGGUUGGGGUCCCUGGGAGGAAUGUGGGGUCCAAGGGAGGUCUGAGUCACCAGAAGAAUUGGGUCCUCAAUGAGGGAUGGGUUCCCCUGGGAUGCCACGGUGGUCGUAGGAGGGCUAGAGGCUCCCAGGAGGGCUGUGGGAUCUCUCAGAGGGCUUUGGGGUCCCUGGGAGUGCUGUGGGUUCUCUCAGAGGGUUUCGGGGUCCCCAGCAGGGCUGUGGGGCCCCCAGCAGGGCUGGGCUCCAGAUGCCAGUGCUGCCAGGGGACCUAUCUGCACGGGCUGGGAAGGGCAGGGCAGGGGCUCAGGGGACCGUCCCCCUUUUCCAGGCCAUCCCAUGCUCCCCCAGCCGGGUGGGGCAGGGGAGCAGCCACACGGCGUGAGGGGUGGCAGCCCCAUGUCCCUGGAGGAUGGUCCCCCCCAACCCUCAGCAUCGCCCCGCGCACCCCAACAACUCGCCCAGGGAAGGAGCUUUUCUUUGGGAGGGUGGGGGACAUUGCUUUCUGCUUCCUGGAGCUUAAUUGCCAUGUGCUAAUCAGAUGUUUUAUUAAAUUUUGCUACCUGAAAUGUGCCUGAUUUUGCAUUCCUGCCUCAGUCCUGCCUGGUGGGAUGAGAGAGCUGCCCGGCUGCCACCAGCCUCUGGGGCUUUUUACCUGUGCAGGAUGAUAAUGACUGAAACACCCGUCAAUAUCAGUAAUUACCAGUAAAGAACAAUAAUAACAGCAACAAUCAGCAUCUCUGUCAUAAACUAAAUAAUACAGUACAAAACAUUUGAUACAGUACAAAACUUUUGGUGACUGACAGGAAUGGUGGCAUGUCUGUGAGGAUGGUGGCUUGGUGGGAAUGGUGGUAUCCUCCUGAACAUGUCGGUUCUGGGGACGACUGUGUCCCUGUGAGGAUGCUGGGUCAGUGGGGACAUUGGCAUCCCCAUGAGGACAUCAGCCCUGUGCGGAUGGCUGCAAUGCCACGAGGAUGCCCUGUGUAUAGGGACAAGACACAGAGCCCUUCCCUGCUCCCCUCCCUGAGAUGGGAAAAUGCCACCACUGAUGCCUUUUCUCAAGAACAUCCAUCCACACCAAGGACGAAGGACCUACAAGGUCAAGUCCACCCAGUGCUGCUGUUGUGUCACCCAUGGUAUGACACUCGGCCUGAGCCACCAUCACCAGAAGGUCCCAGGGGGAUCCUUGGGGUGGCCCUACAGACGGUGGCAGGGCUGUGGACCCAAUCUUCCUCCCGGCACCAUCUGUGCCUGAGGUUGGCUUUGGGGUUGGGGUUGGGUUGCAGUCACCAUUCCGAUGCCUGUCCCAGAACUCUUCUGCUCUCCUGCUGGAGACAUCAAACCCCUCUGAGGGACUCCACAGCCCUCAUGGGGAUCCUCCAGCCCUCUGAGGACCACAGUGGCAUCCCAGGGGAACCCAUCCCUCAUUG
This is a messenger RNA of Columba livia (rock pigeon), 2418 nucleotides long. RefSeq lists its product as uncharacterized. Lineage: Eukaryota; Metazoa; Chordata; Aves; Columbiformes; Columbidae. The transcript is spliced from 5 exons. The record is from RefSeq and is a predicted model, not a curated record. Bases 373 to 1566 code for a protein of 397 amino acids.